Molecule: messenger RNA, 1605 nt
Organism: Colius striatus (speckled mousebird)
Lineage: Eukaryota; Metazoa; Chordata; Aves; Coliiformes; Coliidae
Gene: DZIP1L
Product: DAZ interacting zinc finger protein 1 like
Exons: 11
Coding region: 76-1605 (509 amino acids)
Biological process (GO): cilium assembly
Cellular component (GO): cytoplasm; ciliary basal body
Source: RefSeq, a predicted model, not a curated record
CACAACACAGCUCUGACCCCUCUGCUGUGCAUCCCAGGCCCCCCAGCCUGUGCAGGAGCUGUGUCUGCAUCCAGAAUGACGUUCCAGCCCCGCCGGGUCGCCGUGGACUGGCGUCGCUUCGGGGCCGUGGAUGUGGAGCGGGUGGCCCGGGAGGUGGACGUGGCCGUGCUCCAGGAGCACAUCACCAGUGUCACCUUCUGUGACCUGGCUGGGGAGAGGUGCCCACACUGCAGGCAGCCAGCGGAUCCCAUCCUGCUGAAGGUGCUUCGCAUGGCCCAGCUGAGCAUCGAGUACCUGCUGCACUGCCAGGAGAGCCUGGGCACCAGCCUGGCCCUGCAUGCCCAGCGCCUGGGAGCAGCCCAGGCUGAGCUGGCUCGCACCCAGCAGCGGGCAGCCGAGCAGGAGGCACAGCUCCGAGGGGCAAAGGAGGAGAGCAGGGGCUGGAAGAAGCUGAUAGCCACGCAGCAGCUCCUCCUGCAAGCUGGCCCCCGAGCCCACUGCAAGUGCCAGCUCUGCCACAAAGCCUUCCUGAACGGCUCCCUCCUGCAAGCCCACGUGCAGCACUGGCACCCUGAGCCCACCGACCUGGAGAGGUGGAAGGUGAAGCAGGUGGAGCGAAUGGAAGCCGAGGUGGAGGAGCUGACGGCCGAGCUGCAGGAGACACGGCGGCAGCUGGAAGCUGAGAGGGAGGCUGAGAAGCUGCACAGGGAACAGGAAGCAGAGAGAGCUCGCCAGCGAGAAGAGGAGGGCAGGAGAGACUUGGAAAGGUGGAAAGAUGAGGAGAGGAUGAAGCUGCAUGAAGAGCUGGAUGGCCUGAGGAAGCUACUCCUCACUGCCUUCAAGGAUGUGGCCCACAGGAGCAGUGCCAUGGAGGAGAAGCUGCAGGAGCUUCAUGCCAGAGAGGUGGUGAUGUCCAACCUGGGGACCCUGUGUGAUGAUGACAGGCAGGAGCCACAGUGGUGGGCAGCAAGGCAGGCAGAGCUGCAGGGUGAGCAGGGCAGGACGGCGGUGCAGGUGAAGCUGGUGUCUGCAAGCAAACCCAAAGCCACCCAGGGUGUGACCAAAGUGGUGGCUGAUGAAGAGUCAUCAGCCAGGAGAGAAGCCACCCUGGGCAAGAAGCACAGGCUGCUGGAAGCUCUGCAGACGAACCCAAACCUCCUGAAGCAGUUUCACCCCAUCCUGGAGGAAGUGCUGGAGGAAAAGCUGGAGAGCAUGGGGGUCAAGAGGGCUGCAAAGGGGAUCUCCACACGGACCUACAAAAGGCUCCAGGCUGUGCUCAGGCUUCAGCAGCAACAGAAGACUCAGAAAUUUCCAGGUCUUCUCCACCUGAGGGACGAGUUGGUCAGAGCAGUGGUGGGGAAAGUCAGGCAAUGCAUGAAGCCCAGCACUGCUUUGCCUCCACAGCUCUCCAUCAUCCCAGCUCAAAGCCUGAAGACCCCCAGGUUGCUUGGUGGGCCACAGCCCAUGGUGAUGCCAGCUGCAGGAGGGGCUGAAGCCGCAGUGAUCCCCCAGCCCGUUCCUCGGAGCAGAGCCCAUUCCACUCACCAUCCCUCCAGGACUCACCGUGGCACCCUGCAGCCCCCCACAGCCAGCAGCACCUCCUGA